AUGCAUCGACUUUUUGCUGAGCUGGAGCUAUCUGUAACCGUCACCGAGCAAAACCUGGCAGACCGAGUCCGGUAUAUCUUGCGCUCAAAUACAUUUGAUGUCACCGAACUCGAACGGCUACGACGUGAGGCUGUUCCUUCAUCGGGUGAAAAUGCUGCGGCUGAGGAUGCGGCGCCACAACUUGCUGAGCAAACGGCAAAUGUAGAUGCCGCCGUGAAUACGCCAGUUGUGGUUGAUUCAAACGAUGAUGGAACAGUCGACCAGGAACUGGAACUAGAGUAA
Messenger RNA from Parnassius apollo (apollo), 282 nucleotides. The record is from the annotation of a GenBank genome assembly. NCBI's taxonomy places the organism in Eukaryota, Metazoa, Arthropoda, Insecta, Lepidoptera, Papilionidae.